This is a messenger RNA of Carya illinoinensis, 1620 nucleotides long. Its product is annotated as probable protein phosphatase 2C 65. Gene Ontology annotation, biological process: protein dephosphorylation. The record is from RefSeq and is a predicted model, not a curated record. Bases 218 to 1600 code for a protein of 460 amino acids. NCBI's taxonomy places the organism in Eukaryota, Viridiplantae, Streptophyta, Magnoliopsida, Fagales, Juglandaceae. Gene Ontology annotation, molecular function: protein serine/threonine phosphatase activity. The transcript is spliced from 5 exons.
CAAUUUCUGUUUUUUUAAUCCCUACAUAUACGUAUGACGCUCAUCAACUUAGAACUCUCUUUCUUUGCUCUUCGUCGUCCAAUAUUCAAUGGAUCUCUAUCUAAGAAAUUUCUUCCUUCAUUUUUUGGCUUUGUUUUUUAUAAUUUAUUCUGUAUUAGUUGAGUUUUGGUGAUCAUUUGCUUAAUUUGCUGGGAUCCAUAUAUAUAAAUAUAGAUAUAUGGGAGCCGGUUGUAGCGUUAAGGCUGGCAGGUAUGGAGGGUCGAUCAUGGAAGAUCAUCAUGUCGAUGAGAAUGGAGACAAGGUUCAUGUUGAAGAGGAUCAUGCACAACUGCAUGGAGAUUUUGGGGCGCGUAUAAGGUUGGAAGGACCUUCUAGGUUUACAUCAAUGUACAGCCAACAAGGAAGAAAAGGAAUCAAUCAAGACUCCAUGACAGUUUGGGAGGAUUUCAUUGGGGAGAAAGAAACGUUAUUCUGUGGUGUGUUUGAUGGUCACGGUCCCCACGGCCAUAAAAUUUCACGCCAUGUACGUGACAGUUUACCCUUGAAGCUAUCUGCAUCACUUAAAUACUUACAGCUUAAUCACACAAAAUUUGGAGAUGUUGAUUCCGAUGUUGCUAAAGAUGAAGAUGAUGACGACGACGACAAUGAUAACAACAAUAUUAGCGACACCAAAGAUAUUCAUUACAAUGAAUAUAAUAAUCACCAUCUAUCUCUCGCCUCAAUAGAGGCCAGCUUUGUUAAAUCUUUCAAGGAAACCGAUCAAGAACUCAGUCAACAGUCCUCUACAGAUGCCUUUUGCAGUGGUAGCACAGCCGUUAUUGUAGUUAAACAGGGUCAUCAUUUGAUAAUCGCCAACUUAGGAGAUUCUCGUGCUGUUCUUUACACUAGAGGAGACAAUGAUCAACUUCUUCCCAUUCAGCUCACAGUUGACAUGAAACCAGAUAUUUCAAGUGAAGCUGAAAGAAUCAAGAAUUGCCAAGGUAGAGUUUUUGCAAUAGAUGGUGAACCUAAUGUUUAUAGAAUGUGGAUGCCUGAUGAAGAUUGCCCUGGUCUUGCAAUGUCAAGGGCCUUUGGAGAUUUCUGCCUGAAAAAUUGUGGUCUUAUAUCGAUUCCUGAAGUUUCUUAUUGGAAGCUAACAAACGAUGAUGAGUUUGUGGUUCUAGCAACCGAUGGGAUAUGGGAUGUGUUAACAAACAAUGAAGUUAUAAGAAUACUUACUUCUGCAAAGAGGAGAUCCACAGCUGCCAAAUUGUUAGUACAUCAUGCUGUUAGAGCUUGGAAGAGUAAAUAUCCGGGUUCCAAGGUUGAUGACUGUACAGUCAUAUGCUUGUUCCUCAAAAACCAGCCUACUACGUGCUCAAACGAGCUUGUGAAUGAAAUGAGUCCCAGUGAUGUAAACUGCUCACAGCUUGAUAGUUCCAGGCCGACCAUUACAUGUGAAAAUGAUAAUGAAUCUGAAAUUAGUAAGCUUACUGUGAUACGCUCAAAGAAAGAAUUGAGUGUUGUUGAAGGAUCAGAAAAUAUAACAAAAAAGUCACCAUCGAAGAUUCCUAGGUUUGCCUGCUUUAUGAGAUGUCAAAAAUUAUCAAUAUCAUUUUGAAAACUAGAGUUUGAUGGCAA